AUGUUCCUGUCAGUCCCGGCUCAAGUUCCUGCUCCAGCUCUGAGGCUUCACGUCCCGGCCCCGGCUUCACGUCCCGGCCCCGGCUUCACGCCCCGGCUUCACGCCCCGGCCCCGGCUUCACGCCCCGGCCCCGGCUUCACGCCCCGGCCCCGGCUUCACGCCCCGGCCCCGGCUUCACGUCCCGGCCCCGGCUUCACGUCCCGGCCCCGGCUUCACGUCCCGGCCCCGGCUUCACGUCCCGGCCCCGGCUUCACGCCACGGCUUCACGUCCCGGCCCCGGCUUCACGUCCCGGCCCCGGCUUCACGUCCCGGCCCCGGCUUCACGUCCCGGCCCCGGCUUCACGUCCCGGCCCCGGCUUCACGUCCCGGCCCCGGCUUCACGUCCCGGCCCCGGCUUCACGUCCCGGCCCCGGCUUCACGUCCCGGCCCCGGCUUCUUACGUCCCGGCCCCGGCUUCACGUCCCGGCCCCGGCUUCACGUCCCGGCCCCGGCUUCACGUGCCGGCCCCGGCUUCACGUGCCGGCCCCGGCUUCACGUGCCGGCCCCGGCUUCACGUGCCGGCCCCGGCUUCACGUGCCGGCCCCGGCUUCACGUGCCGGCCCCGGCUUCACGUGCCGGCCCCGGCUUCACCUGCCGGCCCCGGCUUCACGUGCCGGCCCCGGCUUCACGUGCCGGUUACACCCCCCCGGUCCUUCCUACGGUCCCCCUCCUCCCUCCCUGGUUUUGUUUUUGGGACGUCUGGGAUCCGUCCCUUGA
This is a messenger RNA of Knipowitschia caucasica, 756 nucleotides long. NCBI's taxonomy places the organism in Eukaryota, Metazoa, Chordata, Actinopteri, Gobiiformes, Gobiidae. The record is from the annotation of a GenBank genome assembly.